GGAACACCUCUUCAUUUUGGUUUCAAAUUCUCAAAUAAUAGAACUGAAUUUUUGCAAUGUUGUCUGAAGUUUCACAAAUGCAAACAAGAAAACCAAUUAGAGUCUGGGUUGAUGGCUGCUUUGACAUGAUGCACUUUGGGCAUGCUAAUGCUCUUAGGCAGGCAAAGGCUAUGGGUGACUUCUUGAUCGUAGGAGUGCACUCCGACGCAGAAAUUGAGAAGAACAAAGGACCUACUGUUAUGAAGGAAGAUGAGAGAUAUGCUGCUGUUGCCGCUUGCAAAUGGGUGGAUCAAGUAGUGCCAAACGCUCCUUAUAAUACGACAGUUGAAAUUUUGAAAGAGUAUAAUGUCGAUUUCUGUGUCCAUGGUGACGAUAUCACCACAAUGGCUGAUGGAACCGAUUGCUAUCAAGCUGUUAAAGACGCUGGACUCUAUCGUGAGUGCAAGCGUACGCAAGGUGUAUCUACAACUGAAUUGGUGGGAAGAAUGCUUCUCAUGACCAGAGAUCACCACCGAAGAAGUCAAUCCGCUGGUGCAUCGUCAUUAGCGAGUCUCAGCUCAGAGGACUUGGGUUCUUUCAGUACUGCUUCUAAUAAGCUUGGCCCCAACACCACGGUCUCGCACUUUUUGCCAACAUCAAGAAAAAUUGUUCAGUUUUCUGAAGGACGUGAGCCCAAGGAGAACGACCGUAUUGUAUAUGUCGAUGGAACCUUUGACUUGUUCCACACCGGUCACAUUGAGUUUUUGAAGCGCGCCAAGGAGCUAGGGGAUUACCUUCUUGUUGGUGUACAUGAUGAUCAGACUGUGAACGCUAUCAAGGGCAUCAACUAUCCACUUAUGAAUUUGCAUGAACGUGUUCUUAGCGUCCUUGCCUGUCGUUAUGUCGAUGAGGUUAUCAUAGGCGCACCGUAUAGCGUUACUAAGGAUGUCCUCGGCAAGGUUUAUAACGUCAGUCUGGUUGCUCAUGGCAAUACCCCUACUGAGCAUGACCUAGAUGGCAAAGACCCAUAUGAGCUUCCUAAACAACUUGGGAUAUACCACGAGCUUGAUAACCCAAAUGCCAGUGUCACGACAGAGGGUAUCAUUAACAGGAUUAUCGAACAUCGCCGAGUCUUUGAGGAAAGACAGCGCCGAAAAAACGCAAAAGCUGCCUUAGAGUAUGAAGAAGAGCAACGACAAAAAGAUGUCAAGUCGCAAUAGCGAGGAGUCAAAUCUACAGCUUAUCACAGUGUCGUAAUUAUUUAAAUGAGUGAGCCUUGCCUUAUAUUCCAAAGCUACAAAUUGAGAUUUCAUGUUUAGGCUUGUACCAUGUUCUCAACAAAUCAAAAGCUAUGCUUUGCACAGCAUUCGGCUGCAUUAUUCUAUAUGAUCUUUCUCCUUUAAUAAACAUAAAAAUGUGUGCAUUUUGGCAUACCCCCAUGACUAUCAG
Molecule: messenger RNA, 1428 nt
Organism: Umbelopsis ramanniana AG
Lineage: Eukaryota; Fungi; Mucoromycota; Umbelopsidomycetes; Umbelopsidales; Umbelopsidaceae
Exons: 8
Coding region: 57-1199 (380 amino acids)
Biological process (GO): phosphatidylethanolamine biosynthetic process
Cellular component (GO): cytoplasm
Molecular function (GO): ethanolamine-phosphate cytidylyltransferase activity
Source: RefSeq, a predicted model, not a curated record